Messenger RNA from Caenorhabditis elegans, 1023 nucleotides. RefSeq names its product Nematode cuticle collagen N-terminal domain-containing protein (gene col-62). The record is from RefSeq and is marked reviewed. Gene Ontology annotation, molecular function: structural constituent of cuticle. Lineage: Eukaryota; Metazoa; Nematoda; Chromadorea; Rhabditida; Rhabditidae.
ACACAGUCAUUCACCUGGUAGAAUGUCUUCAGCAAUGUUUCUUUCGGUUAUGGCCGGUUUAUCCGGAAUUGUGGUAUUUGGAGCAUUGAUCUCUGUCUUCCAUAUUUAUUCCGACAUUAAUUCGUUUGUUGAAGACAGUCAUCGCGAAUUGGGAGAGUUCAAGGGCUUUGCCAAUGAUGCUUGGAACUCAAUGAUAAACCAGGAUGAUUCUGUCCGUAUGGCUCGUAGCGUCUUUGGUCGUCGUCGUCAAAAGAAGCAAUCUCAAUGCAAUUGUGGUCAACAAGCAUCCAAUUGUCCAGCUGGACCACCAGGACCACCAGGAGCAUCAGGAGAUAAGGGGCAUGAUGGACAACCAGGACAAGCUGGAAAACCAGGACAGCCUGGUGUUGCUGGGCCAUCUCAUCAUCAGAAACAAGAAUGCAUCAAAUGUCCACAAGGACUUCCAGGACCAGCUGGAGCUCCAGGACAACCUGGACCAAAGGGACCAAAUGGAAAUCCAGGAGCCCCAGCACAAGGUGGAGGUCAGGGACCACCAGGACCUCCAGGGCCAGCUGGAAGUGCUGGAUCACCAGGACAGGCCGGAGCUCCAGGAAAUCCUGGUAGCCCAGGAAAAUCUGGACAACGUGGACGCGGUCUUCCAGGACCAUCGGGUGCACCAGGAUCACAAGGACCACCAGGAGCCCCAGGUCAACCAGGAAGCGGGAAUGCUCCAGGACCAGCUGGACCACCAGGGCCAGCAGGACCAAAUGGACAACCAGGACAUCCAGGACAAGAUGGACAGCCAGGAGCACCAGGAAAUGAUGGAACACCAGGAUCCGAUGCUGCUUAUUGUCCUUGCCCAACUCGUAGUUCUGUUCUUCGUCAUCGUAAUGUCAACCGUCAUCGUGCAGCUGCUUCAAAGAAGCGUGUUGUUGCCAAGAAGCGUGUUGCAAAGAAGCGUGUGGUUGCAGCUAGACGUCAUGUUCAAGCUUAAAAUUAUAUAUUUAUUCUAUAGACUCUUUCCAAUAAAAGUUUCUUUAAAAC